AUGUAUAUUUAUUAAAAUAUUCUGAAAUCUUAACUACAAGAAUUGUCAUUUGUUAGAACUGAGUACAAUGGUGAAAACACAGAGCUCAUUGCUUAAACUUUAGCAGAUGCUUACACUGUAAAUUUUAUAAAAUACUUAGAAUAAAAAUGAAUUAUUCAAGGCAUUGAAUAUAGAAUAUGAUUAAAUGUAUCAAGAAUUUAAGUCUUUUUUAAUAAAGCAUGCAUAUAAAUGGAUUUUAGUUUAUUAUGAUAAACAAUCUUAUGAAAAGAAUAUUUACAAUAUAAUAGCAAUAAUUUCUUAUACUGACGUAAACGAUCUCAAACCAACAGAAUCAGAAUAAUAAAUAAAAAAUUAUGAUUCAGUCCCAUAAAUCUGUAAUGUUAGGUAAUAUGUUCGUCUAAAAGCAUUAAAGUACUUUUUUGAUAGAUAUAAUCCAAAGUAUGGAGAAUAUUGUAUUACAGGAGCUUUUGCUUUUUCAAAAAGGUAUAUGGGAGCAAGACAUUCUCUUAAAAUAUAUGCUGAUUCCAUUGAGUUUAUUCAAUCUAAAGGAUAUAAAUAUGGCUUUGGAUGGACAGCAAAUGAUAUUGCUAAAAAUUUAUAUGAUAAACUUCAUCUUGUUUUGAGAGAAGAAUAAUCACUAAAAAAUUUAUAUGUCGAAGAAACUAAAAGCUAUCCAUACGGUUAAGUCAAUAUCAUUCAAGUUCUCUACAUAGGUGAUGUAGAUAAAUCUGUUAUUAAAUUGAGAAAUAUUUUGAACAAUAAAUAGACAUCAUGA
Paramecium sonneborni is the source of this 775-nucleotide messenger RNA. Lineage: Eukaryota; Ciliophora; Oligohymenophorea; Peniculida; Parameciidae. The record is from the annotation of a GenBank genome assembly.